AGCUUUCGUAAUGGCGGACCAACAAGACGUCGAUCUCGACUCCAUCAUCGACAGACUCCUCGAGGUCCGCGGUAGCAGACCCGGCAAGCAGGUCCAGCUUCUCGAGACCGAGAUCCGCUACCUCUGCACCAGAGCUCGCGAGAUUUUCAUUUCCCAGCCUAUUCUCCUCGAGCUUGAGGCUCCCAUCAAGUACGGCGGNUUUCCCCCUGAGGCCAACUACCUCUUCCUCGGUGACUACGUCGACCGUGGCAAGCAGUCGCUCGAGACCAUCUGCCUGCUUCUCGCCUACAAGAUCAAGUACCCCGAGAACUUCUUCAUCCUGCGCGGCAACCACGAGUGUGCCUCGAUCAACCGCAUCUACGGUUUCUACGAUGAGUGCAAGAGAAGAUACAACAUCAAGCUUUGGAAGACCUUCACCGACUGCUUCAACUGCCUGCCUAUUGCUGCCAUCAUUGACGAGAAGAUCUUCACCAUGCACGGUGGUUUGAGUCCCGACCUCAACUCGAUGGAGCAGAUCAGACGUGUCAUGCGCCCUACUGAUGUAUGUCCAUACGCCUUUUCAUUGCCCAUUCCNAUUCCCGACUGCGGUCUCCUUUGCGAUCUUCUGUGGUCCGAUCCCGACAAGGAUAUCACCGGAUGGAGCGAAAACGACCGUGGUGUAUCGUUCACCUUCGGACCCGAUGUCGUAUCGCGUUUCCUGCAAAAGCACGACAUGGACCUCAUCUGCCGUGCUCACCAAGUCGUCGAAGAUGGUUACGAGUUCUUCUCAAAACGCCAGCUCGUAACCUUGUUCAGUGCUCCCAACUACUGUGGAGAGUUUGACAAUGCCGGUGCCAUGAUGAGCGUCGACGAGAGCUUGCUGUGCUCGUUCCAGAUUCUCAAGCCAGCAGAGAAGAAGCAGAAGUACGCACCUCCCCAAACCCCUCUCCUUGUUAUUACAUCCUCAAUACUGACU
This is a messenger RNA of Aureobasidium uvarum, 955 nucleotides long. Lineage: Eukaryota; Fungi; Ascomycota; Dothideomycetes; Dothideales; Saccotheciaceae. The record is from the annotation of a GenBank genome assembly.